AUGAGCCGAGAAAUCUCCAGGGACGAGGUGUCGCAGAAUAACACCGCCGACAGCCUAUGGUGUAUCAUCGACUCCAAGGUCUACGACUUGACCGACUUUGCCGAUGCCCAUCCCGGGGGCUCGACGGUGCUGGAGCAAGUGGGAGGGCUUGACGCAACAGUCGACUUCUUCAAUCUGCACCGAUUGGAAGUCCUGCAGAAGUAUGAGAAGUCGUUAUGCAUUGGCACGGUCAAGGGCGAGAAGCCCCAGGUCAUAUAUCCAAAGCCCGGGGAUCUCAGUCUGGUGCCUUAUGGAGAGCCUACCUGGUUGACACCACAAUUCAAGAGCCCCUACUUCAAGGAGAGCCAUCGGCGGCUGCAGCGGGCAAUGCGAGUAUGGGUCGAUACGGUUCUAACUCCUGAAGCCCAGGAAAAGGAGACCAGCGGAAAGAGGAUUUCUGACGCAACUAUCGAGGAGAUGGGACGCCUUGGAAUGAAUGCAAUGCGCAUGGGACCCGGGCCUCACCUCAAAGGACUCAACUUGAUGAAUGGCGCUGUGACGCCGGAAGAAUUCGAUUACUUCCACGAGAUGAUCAUCACCCAGGAGCUCUGUCGAACUGGUACUCGGUCCUUCAACGACGGCAACCUGGGCGGCAUGAUCAUCAGCUUACCAGCUGUCCUAUACCAUGCAAAGCCCCAUGUUCGAAAGCGAGUGGCCGAAGAAUGCUUGUCAGGCAAGAAGAAGAUCUGUCUAGCCAUCUCCGAGGCAUUUGCCGGGUCGGAUGUGGCUGGUAUGAAGACCACUGCCGUCAAGAGCCCUGACGGAACGCACUACGUUGUCAAUGGCACCAAAAAAUGGAUUACCAACGGAGUCUUCUGUGAUUAUUUCGUCACAGGCGUCAAGACCGAAAAGGGUUUCUCUGUGCUGCUCAUCGAAAGACAGGAAGGGGUCGAGACCACCCAGAUCAAGACGAGCUAUUCCACAACCGCCGGGACCGCGUUCAUCAAGUUCGACAAUGUGAAAGUGCCCGUCGAGAAUCUUCUCGGCGUGGAGAAUCAAGGAUUCAGGGUGAUAAUGACGAACUUCAACCACGAACGGUGGAUGAUCACGACCUUCAGCGUUCGAUCGAGCCGGAUGAUCGUAGAGGAUUGCAUCAAGUGGGCAAACCAGCGGAGGGUAUUUGGGAAGAGAUUGAUCGAGGAACCAGUGAUCAGACAAAAACUUGCCAGAAUGAUCGCUUACGCCGAAGCCAUCCAAAACUACCUCGAGAACAUCACCUACCAAAUGUGCAACAUGACCCAGGAGGAGCAAAACCGACAUUUGGCUGGCCCCAUCGGGCUCUUCAAGAUGUUUGCCACCCGCGCAGCCCACGAGAUCGCCGACGACGCCGUCAAUAUCUUCGGGGGACGGGGUAUCACAACCACUGGCAUGGGCAGGAAUGUCGAGAUGUUCCAUCGCACGUACAAGUUCGAUGCCAUUCUUGGAGGGACGGAGGAGAUUUUGGCGGAUCUUGGUGUGCGGCAGGCGAUGAAGUACAUGCCCAAGGCAAUGCUGUGA
This is a messenger RNA of Cladophialophora immunda, 1536 nucleotides long. RefSeq lists its product as uncharacterized. The coding region runs from base 1 to 1536 and encodes 511 amino acids. The record is from RefSeq and is a predicted model, not a curated record. Lineage: Eukaryota; Fungi; Ascomycota; Eurotiomycetes; Chaetothyriales; Herpotrichiellaceae. Gene Ontology annotation, molecular function: flavin adenine dinucleotide binding; acyl-CoA dehydrogenase activity. The transcript has 4 exons.